AUGAGUUUGUUAGUUAGCCUACGUUUUCUUGUCCUAUCGGCUCUGCUAACCCGGGCAAAUGCUAAUUUAGGAGUUUUCAAUAAAGAAAAGAUAGCUGAUGAUGGACAUGUUUAUGGAAUUGUUGCAAAAUAUUACAACAACGUUCCACAGCUUUCAGCUGGUUCGUGUGUAUUUGUUUCUGAUAAAUAUCUAGAUUAUAAAAUAUGCGAAAUGGAUUUGUUUGUUGGAGAAUCUGUUGUAAUUCAGUGUGAGCAACGUGCGCACAGUAAAAAUAUCUUGUAUUUAACAAAAGAACCAUUAUACCUAUCUACAAAAUACAGAGAAUCCCUUUUAACUAAACAUAAGAAAAUAUUAUUAUCUUCAUACAUAGAAAAAAUCAAACCGAAUAUUAAAAUAACGGAGCUGAAGAAAUUUGGUUACACAGCAACUCUACUUCAAUGGCCAUGGGAUGGAACUGAGCCUAAUAACCAAUACGAUUUAAAUUUCAACUGUGUACGUGAACAUACCAAUAAAAAAUUUACUACAAAAUUAUCUACUAUAAAAAUUAGAUUAAUGCCUUCCCCUAAAUAUAGAGAGUCUACAAGUUAUUUACAUUUAAAGAACAUAAUAAAUCCCGAAUCCAGCGAUAUGAUAAGAUAUUAUAAGCAUUUAACGUAUGGGCAAGAUUUAAAGAUUGUAGGUAAAAACAUUGAGCUAGUUAGUUAUACCAGUAACGGAACAAAAGACAAAAAUACUCUUCAUAACGCUGAUUCCGAUAUAAUUUUUAAUUCUAAAGAAUCAAAAUCGUUUAUAGGUUCGGGAAUCGACCACAGAUAUGUCACUUUAACCGAUACGUCUGCAACUGUAAAUUUAAAAAACCCUAAAAAUAUUUUCGGAAAUGACGAGAGAAAUAUAAUCCAUAUUAUCGUUGGUUAUAAAACAAUUAUGCCUGAGUCAGUAAAAUCAUUAAGUAUCAUUUUAUAUCUAUAUGCUCCAACAUAUUAUUCUAGGUUAAGCGUAUGCGGGGAAAUUGAUGGCUCUUUUGAUAAUACGAAAAGAGGAGUCUCAAAUUUAGGCAAUACAUGUUAUAUUGAUCCAAAUAUAACGCAGACAAUAGCUUUGCAUUGCGAUGAAGAGAAUAGUUUGAUUCCAUCUGAAGAUUUGAAUAUUUGGAAAAAUCAAGAUAAUGAAGAUAUCCAUCUUUCUGAUAUUAUUAAAAUUGAGUCAAUCAAAAAGAUAUCCCCUUCUCUAACAGUAAUAGACUAUUCACCUCUCGUAAAUGAUCUAAAUGGAUUCAAGUAUAUGGAUAACCAUGAAAUGUACAUGCGCAGUGUUACAUCUUUGUGCAAAGCAAAAAAUACAGAAAUUGACUCCGAAAGUUCCCAUGGAGAACAAGCGAGAUUUAUAUUUGCAAAUAUGCAUAUAAAUGAUUUUGAAAAUGAUCCAGAAUUCAUUGAAACUAAUAGGUAUGAAACAUUUCUAUAUCCUGAAGGACAUGUUCAAAUUACCUGUCCUAAGUUUAAUGAAAAAGAGACCCAAGUCGGACCAAAUGUAAAGGACAAGAUAUAUAUCAAAGAUGAUAGUAGUAAAGAAUUUAAACUUAAAAUUGUGGAUAUCAGUGAGAUAUCCACUGGUCUCAAAAGAAUACUAAAUGGUCAUACAACAAAAUUAAUACAUUCUUCCCAUAAUGAAAUUAAAGGUGAAUUAUAUGAUUUUUAUUUAACAUGCGUUAAUAGUGAUGAGUCAGAUCCUAACAAAUUUAUCGGUUUAACAAGAAUAGUUUUGAUGGAUAAACCUUUACCUAUGGCUAAUGGAAUGAUUGAUUAUACUAAAAUCAAUGAAAUUAAAAAAGGAGAGAUAUCCUUCUGGUCAAUACCAAAUUUGAACGAGACUAACAUUAAAAUAGACUGCUCCAAAUUUUUUCAGCAAAAAGAAAAUCUAAAAAUCGAUAUUUACCCAAAUAAAUGGAAUACUAUUAUUUUGGAUAGGCCAAAUAAAAAAUGGACACCUGAAAUUGCAAUUACUGCAAAUUUCGGACAUUCUUUUUUAUCAAACGGAUUUUUCAUUGGACAAAAUAGUAAAAACACGAACAUCAUAAGUGCACAUAUCAAUGAUCAUGCAACUCUAAUAUCUCAAUACAAAAUUCCAUUCUACUAUGUGUGUAUCGCCAGUACUACUUCAGCACCUGUAGAAAAUAAAAAAAAAUCAAUAGAUGCAGAUACAUCUAAAAAAAUCACAAAAGAACCCGAAGAUGAUGAUAAAGCUGAAGUUUUACCUGGAAAUCUUAGUGCUACUGGAGAUAGCAUAGCAGUAUUUGAGUGGAUACCACCUGUCAUAUAUAAAAAAAUCAAAGGUUGCGGUAUAGACACAAAAUACUUUAUAGAUGAUUAUGGAAAGAAUUACAAUAGUAAAUCAUGUACUUUUGAUAUCACGAAUCGUGAUUUGUACGGAGAUCCCAUUGCUUUUCAUUGUCCUACGUCUGUUUAUCAAAAGAAUCCAAUUAAAUGCUACGAUAGAUCAAGUCUUAUUGAUAGCAUCUUCCAUACUAAAAAGGAAGUCUCAAUAUUUGGAGACCCUGUUAAUAAAAAUGAAGCUAGAUCGUUAUGGUAUGUCGUUAGGGAGAAUUUUAGAAAACCAGAUCCAUCAUACAACGGUUACGUCACAGUAGAUUGUUUUUGCUAUGAUGAGAAUGAGAAUAUAAUUUCAUCAAUAUCAAUAACAAAUAAUGCAAAAUUUAUCGUAUUUAAUGUAUCAUUCGUAUCAUUAAUAACAUUAUCACUUAUACUAAUUGGAUAA
Messenger RNA from Babesia microti strain RI, 2775 nucleotides. RefSeq names its product BmGPI8, Sexual stage antigen, Pfam s48/45. The coding region runs from base 1 to 2775 and encodes 924 amino acids. The transcript has a single exon. Lineage: Eukaryota; Apicomplexa; Aconoidasida; Piroplasmida; Babesiidae. The record is from RefSeq and is a predicted model, not a curated record.